Jaculus jaculus (lesser Egyptian jerboa) is the source of this 951-nucleotide messenger RNA. It is a transcript of the gene Nme4, whose product is annotated as NME/NM23 nucleoside diphosphate kinase 4. NCBI's taxonomy places the organism in Eukaryota, Metazoa, Chordata, Mammalia, Rodentia, Dipodidae. Gene Ontology annotation, molecular function: nucleoside diphosphate kinase activity. The transcript is spliced from 6 exons. Gene Ontology annotation, biological process: GTP biosynthetic process; UTP biosynthetic process; CTP biosynthetic process. The record is from RefSeq and is a predicted model, not a curated record. Bases 36 to 665 code for a protein of 209 amino acids.
CCAGCUCGGCGGCUUUCCGCGGGUCACUCCGCACCAUGGGCAGUCUCUUGGGCAGCGCCGCGGUUCGGGCGCUGCUGUGCUGGCCGCACAGGCUCAUCUUGCGCCAGCUCGUGCGCCCCAGCUUUGAUGUCUUUUCAGGGGAGCCAGUUCCACCUUUUAUGCUUGUUCCUUCCCCAGCUGUCCUGCAUAGAGGAGGGCCCUCCUGGUCCCAGGAGAGGACCCUGGUUGCCGUGAAACCUGAUGGGGUGCAGCGGAGGCUGGUGGGGACUGUGAUCCAGCGCUUUGAGAGGCGGGGCUUCAAGCUGGUGGGGAUCAAGAUGCUGCAGGCACCAGAGAGCAUCCUUGCUGAACACUACCAGGACCUACAGAAGAAGCCCUUUUACCCAGCCCUUAUCAGCUACAUGAGCUCUGGGCCCGUGGUGGCUAUGGUCUGGGAAGGGCACAACGUGGUCCAUGUCUCAAGGGCCAUGAUAGGACAUACUGACUCCACUGAGGCUGCCCCGGGGACCAUCAGGGGAGACUUCAGCAUUCACAUCAGCAGGAACGUCAUCCAUGCUAGUGACUCUGUGGAGGAGGCCCAGAGGGAGAUCCAGCUGUGGUUUCAGAGAAGCGAGCUGGUAAACUGGGUAGACAGUGGCCACCAGGCCAGCUGCUACCCAUCUUGAGGGCUUGAACUGUUCCUGACACUUCCAUGGCCAUCCAGGACUAACUACCUCUGUCAACGAGAACUGAAGCCAACACCCUUGCCAACUGUCCAAGCUACUUGUUCACCUUCUGCCCCACUCCAGCCAAAGGGAGUUUGAGCCCCAACUUUAUGUGCCUUUUUGUAUCCUAAGUCAGCACAAGAUUGGACCACACCCUUCUGUAUGAAAGUGCUAGAUAACCUUUGGGGUACCUUUAAGGUAAACUUAGCUGCUCCAAGGGAGAUACAUUAAAAUCUUCUGCUUAGAA